Anopheles nili is the source of this 1297-nucleotide messenger RNA. RefSeq names its product cytoplasmic protein NCK1 (gene dock). Bases 1 to 1212 code for a protein of 403 amino acids. Gene Ontology annotation, molecular function: protein binding. The record is from RefSeq and is a predicted model, not a curated record. The transcript is spliced from 5 exons. NCBI's taxonomy places the organism in Eukaryota, Metazoa, Arthropoda, Insecta, Diptera, Culicidae.
AUGGCUGGAAGCAUUAAGCAAGAGGAUGUUUGCUACGUCGUAGCCAAGUACGAUUACGAAGCACAGGGUGCCCAAGAGCUAGAUUUGAGAAAAAACGAUCGUUACCUUCUGUUGGACGACAGCAAACAUUGGUGGAGAGUGCAGAAUACACGCAAUCAAUCGGGUUACGUGCCGAGCAAUUACGUUAAAAAGGAGAAGAAGUCCGUCUCAUUAUUCGACAGCUUUAAGAAGAAGGUUAAAAAGGGAUCCGGUAGCAAAACGCUCCCCAACUGCUCUCCAUCCCGGCAGGUCGACAGCCCCACUAUGAGCCGACGAUUGCCACCAGAUCCUUCAGAAUCUAUAGCUUCCACCCCGAUAGGAACUGCCAUAGUUAAGUACAACUAUCAAGCGCAACAGCAGGAUGAACUGUCGCUAGGAAAGGGUACGCGAAUACUAAUUCUGGAGAAAUCAAACGAUGGCUGGUGGCGUGGUCAGAGUGGUUCAGCGACGGGUUGGUUUCCCAGCAACUAUACAACGGAAGAAAAUGAAGAUGACACCUUACAUACGUAUGCCAUGGCCGAAAAUGUGCUUGACAUUGUUGUCGCGUUAUACUCAUUCAACUCGAAUAACGACACCGAAUUGUCUUUCGAAAAAGGUGAUCGGUUGGAAAUUCUCGAUCGACCAGCAGCUGAUCCCGAAUGGUAUAAGGCUCGAAACAAUAAUGGACAGGUGGGGCUUGUGCCGCGCAAUUAUCUGCAGGAACUCUCCGAGUAUCUGGCCCAGCCAUUUCGAAGUAACGGCAGUGGUCCAGAUUCGCUUGAUCGACGGCCUAACGAUGCGCAAUCGAAUAACAACAAUUCAAAUACCAACAACAGCAAUAAUAACAAUUCCCAACAGCCAGAAAGACCCCAUCUGACUGGGAAGAGCUGGUACUACGGUGCUAUUACUCGAAGUCAAUGUGAUACGGUGCUCAACUCUCACGGACAUGAUGGAGACUACUUGAUUCGUGACAGUGAAACAAAUCUCGGUGAUUACUCGGUGUCAUUGAAGGCACCCGGACGUAACAAGCAUUUCCGGGUCCACGUUGAAGGUAACAUGUACUGCAUUGGGCAGCGCAAGUUCCACACACUGGAUCAGCUAGUGGAUCACUACCAAAGAGCUCCCAUCUACACUAAUAAGCAAGGAGAAAAACUGUAUCUCGUAAGACCACUUCCGAAAGCAAAUGGUACCUAAGCUUUGGGAAUCGAAUAUCUAAGUCGUCCUACUGCAUCUUGCACGUCAGCCGCCAUGUGUAAGAACCUUAGGAAAGGACACGAGU